This is a messenger RNA of Pestalotiopsis fici W106-1, 1623 nucleotides long. RefSeq lists its product as uncharacterized. Gene Ontology annotation, molecular function: N,N-dimethylaniline monooxygenase activity; NADP binding; flavin adenine dinucleotide binding. Lineage: Eukaryota; Fungi; Ascomycota; Sordariomycetes; Amphisphaeriales; Sporocadaceae. The record is from RefSeq and is a predicted model, not a curated record. Bases 1 to 1623 code for a protein of 540 amino acids. The transcript is spliced from 2 exons.
AUGUCUGCAUUUCAAAAAGCUAAUGAAAGCUUGGACUACGAUGUCCUCAUCAUUGGCGGUGGGUUGAGUGGCAUCUACUCACUCUUGCGCAUUCGAGCGCUGGGACUCAGAGUCAAGCUGCUGGAAGCAGGAGAAGCUGAAGGUGGGACUUGGUAUUGGAAUCAUUACCCAGGUGCACGAUUCGAUUCGGAAAGCUACUCGUAUAUUUUUUCUUUCUCGCAAGAGGUUUUGGACGAGUGGGAUUGGACCGAGCAUUUUGCACCCCAAGCCGAAACUCUGAGCUAUAUCCACUUUCUCACCAAAAAGUUUGACUUGAAAAAGGACAUGCAGUUUAGCACCAGGAUCAAGUCUGGCUACUUCCAAAGUCCUGGAAAUCACUGGCUACUGACGGAUGAGAAUGGCAACACAUACAAGAGCCGAUACCUAGUAACAGCAAUGGGCAUUCUCAACCAGGCAACCCUGCCCGCUAUACCCGGCGUCAACGACUACAAGGGUCAAUCUUGGCACACGUCUAGAUGGCCAGAUAACCACUCCAGUCUGGAGGGGAAACGCGUUGGCAUCAUUGGCACCGGUGCUACAGCUAUCCAGACUAUUCAAGAGAUUUAUAGGACGGUGGGAAGCUUGACCGUCUUCCAGCGAACGCCCAAUUGGACGGCACCAUUGCGCAACACCAAGAUCAGCCCCGCUGAGAUGGUGGAGAUCAGGGCACGCUAUCCUGAAAUCUUUCGACAAUGUCUACAGUCAUACUCUUGCUUCAUCCACGUUGGCGACUCACGAAAGACCACAGAUAUCUCAAAAGAGGAGCUCUUUGCGCAUUGGGAAAAGCUGUACCAAUUGCCAGGCUUUGCCAAAGUCUUGGGUGUGUCAAAGGACAUUGCCACAGAUCGCGAGGCCAAUCGCCUAUAUAGCGAAUUUCAUGCCAACAAAAUCCGCCAACGCAUCAAGGAUCCUGCCACGGCGGAGAAGUUGAUCCCCAAAAAUCAUGGAUUUGGUACCCGACGAGUCCCCUUGGAAAGUGGAUAUUAUGAGGCAUUCAACGAGCCUCAUGUCCGCCUUGUGGACGUCAAUGAAAACCCCAUAGAACGGAUCACAGAAACCGGCAUCAAGACGAAGGAUGAAGACAUUGAAUUUGACGUCAUUAUCUAUGCAACAGGAUUUGAUGCAGUGACUGGAUCUUUCAACGCCGUCGAUUUCGAGGGGCUUCAUGGGACAAAGCUCAGGGAAACAUGGAGUCACGGCAUACAGACCUUUCUCGGACUGACAGUCAAGGAUUUCCCCAACAUGUUUAUGAUCAUGGGACCUCACCAAAUGUUCGGCAAUAUUCCGCGAAGCAUCGAGUAUGCUGUCAAUUGGACAGCCGACUUUAUCCAAUAUGCUAUGAAUAAUAAUAUCCAGUUCGUGGAGGCCACGCAAGAGAACAUGAACAAGUGGUAUCAACACGUCGAAGAUUGUGGCAAAGGAUUGUUGGCCAAUGAGGUUGAUUCAUGGAUGACGGGUGUAAACAAGAAUUUGUCGCACAAGCAGAAGCGGUCGCUGACUAGGUACAACGGCCCGGCUCCUGGAUAUAGACAACGCUGCGACGAGGUCAAGUCGAGACACUACUCUGAUUUUGUACUUGCUUGA